AUGCGCCUCCAGAUGGAUCACAACAAAAGUCUGACUCCGCUUCUCUCUCAUUGCCUUCUCUCUCAUUGCCUUCUCUCUCAUUGCCUUCUCUCUCAUUGCCUUCUCUCUCGUUGCCUUCUCCCUCAUUGCCUUCUCCCUCAUUUUCUUCUCCUUGACAUACCGCUCUCAUACCUCCUCUCUGCCCUCCCAUACCUCCUCUCUGCCCUCCCAUACCUCCUCUCUGCCCUCCCAUACCUCCUCUCUGCCCUCUCAUACCUCCUCUCCUCUCUUCUCCGCACACCCUCUCCCUUGUCCUCUGCAGCAGCUCACUUGAUGAAAGCAGCGUAUGGGGACGACACAGUGACAAGCAUCACUCACCACAUGACCCACCGUAGCAUGCUGAAGGACUUGCAUGCAUCUGGACAAGAGAAGGUUCCAGAAGGUGACUCCAUGGGGGGAUCAGCACUCAACAAGGUCACUGCGAGGGUUCUGCUGGAUACCCCCACUUCCGGCACCCCCGUUGACCGCACCGGCACCCCCGUUGACAGCUUCGGCACCCCAGACGGCACUGGCGGCGGCAACCUCGCUGACGGUGGCGGCAGCCUCUUUGAUAGCAAUCCCAGCCCCGCUCGCAGCAUCCUGAAUCUGGGUUCGGAACUGCAGUUCGCCACAACCGUGGCUGUCGGCAAGGCUCGGCUGAGCUUCGGCAGCCAGCGCUGCGUGAGCGUGCCGAAGAAGGCGCGGGGGAAGGGCGCGCAGGUGUGGUGGAACGGCCGCGGAGGCUCGGGCGGCGCAGGUUCGAGCAGCGCGGCAGCAGGUUUCGCGUGCUCGCAGGUCAAGUUCUUUGGGAAGGACGGCUGUCAGGGCGCCGCGCUUGAUAGGAUGGUCAACCCGGGGGCUGCUGCAGCUAAGUUCCCAAGCACCAAGAAGAACCUCCGCAAACGGGCGUCCGUGGCUUCGGUCCUCUCUGCACCAACGCUCCUUGCCAUCCCUGUCACGCGCCUCAAAAGUCAUCUCUUGUGCUUCCUCUUGCCACGCCACGCCCUGCAGGUGGCAAAUGCGUGGUGGAUGAGACAGGCGAGCGCUACUGCCAGUGGGCCGGGUGGCAAAUGCGUGGUGGAUGAGACAGGCGAGCGCUACUGCCAGUGGGGUGAUUCCCCUCUCGCCCCACUCUCUAAUUCCCCUCUCGCCCCGCUCCCUCACUCCCCUCUCGCCCCGCUCUCUCCUCUCCCCCACUCGCCCCACUGUUUGCUUCACCAUUCUCGCUUUGUUAAGUUUGGCCAACCUGCCACCGUUACCGCAUACAGCGCCACGUUCAUCGUGAAUCGAACCGCUCCCCUUCUCGCCCCACUCCCUCCCCUCCACCCAAUGCUUCCUUUCUUGUGCCGCUCUUUCUCAGGCCAACCUGCCACCGUUACCGCAUACAGCGCCACGUUCAUCGUGAAUCGAAACGCGGAUGACAACUCCUCUCGGCCAUACACCUUCCGCCUCAACCUGAACGGCUGCACUCAAUACCCGGAUGCAGUAGCAGGGAGAUUCACCGCAGCGUAUAUUGUUGACAAUAUUGAUGAUGCUCCGAGGUGCCCCUCCUUCAAUCUCUACUCGACGGAUAACUGUGAAGACGACAGGGAUUAUCAGGACAAGUCAGAAUCUAGUGACCCUUUUGCUGCAGGAUAUGCUCUGGACAUGCUACCUAUGCCUUACCGCUCCGCAUGGUGCACGGAGUAG
Molecule: messenger RNA, 1707 nt
Organism: Closterium sp. NIES-65
Lineage: Eukaryota; Viridiplantae; Streptophyta; Zygnematophyceae; Desmidiales; Closteriaceae
Source: the annotation of a GenBank genome assembly